Molecule: messenger RNA, 972 nt
Organism: Dissoconium aciculare CBS 342.82
Lineage: Eukaryota; Fungi; Ascomycota; Dothideomycetes; Mycosphaerellales; Dissoconiaceae
Product: short chain dehydrogenase reductase
Exons: 5
Coding region: 1-702 (233 amino acids)
Molecular function (GO): oxidoreductase activity, acting on the CH-OH group of donors, NAD or NADP as acceptor
Source: RefSeq, a predicted model, not a curated record
AUGGCGACCUUCUUGAUCACUGGCGGCAACCGCGGCCUGAGCUUGGCAUUUGCCAGGGAGCUUAUCUUUCGACCGGCGAGCGCAGCUCGCCCUACUGGGGUUCACGUGACUAAAUCCGACGUCACGGACAAGGCAUCAAUCCAGAAGCCUUGGCCGUAUGUCGAGAAGGCUCUUGGCGGCAAGGGCUUGGAUUUCUUGAUCAACAACGCAGGCGUUGCGCACUGGGCAGAUGACGGCACGAAAUCGAUGAACAAUCUCGAGGAGAUCUUCAAGGUCAACGUACUCGGCGUCCACUGGGUGUCUCGCACCUUCCUUCCGCUGCUCGAGAAAGGAGAGCUGAAGAAGGUUGCGAACAUUGCCUCCACUGUAGGCUCGAUUGCUCUUGCUCCAGCAUACAGCUUCAUGCCGGCACCGGCAUACAAAUUAUCUCAGGCGGCUGUUCAUCCUCUUACAGUGCAGUACUCUCUCGACUAUGAGAAGCAAAAUUUCGCAUUCAUCGCCAUCUCUCCCGGCUGGUUGAAUAUGGAACUUGGUGGUGGUGAUAUGGCUGACUGGACGCCUGAGCAAGGUGCUAAAGCAUCGCUCGAUAUCAUCUAUCGGCCAGAUGCUGAGAAAAACGGAAAGCUCCUCAAGGUGUUCGUGGACGGAUGUCAGAACGCAGAAGGUCCGACCAGGUACGACGGGGAGAGCGCUCCAUGGUGAGUGAUUUUAUACGCGCGUCCUGCACAGCUUGAUGUUAUGUCUGCGUGUUGAGGCGAAUAUGAUGCUCGUUAAUUGCUCUUUGGUGUGGACGAGAACGGGACAGCUAGGAAGAUUGGAGAACAGAAACGCGCUCGUCACCCCCGCGUGUUAAUUGCGGCGACGGGAUGAAUUUAACCCCAACCCUAAACUUCAGUGACACCUGGGCACCUGAAUCGUCCAAGAACAACAUGCAUACUGUGUGCAUCUCGAUAAUAAUAAUAUGUUUAUCCU